Messenger RNA from Prorocentrum cordatum, 336 nucleotides. The record is from the annotation of a GenBank genome assembly. NCBI's taxonomy places the organism in Eukaryota, Dinophyceae, Prorocentrales, Prorocentraceae.
AUGGCUCACAGUAGCCAAGAAUCAGGAGAACCCCUGGCACAGAACCCUCGGACAGAUGAGACCGAUGGUCGAGCCAGUCAACACGCAGACCCCUGUGAUGAUGGUCGACAUGUUCCUGACGACUACCGGUCGAUUAAGGACACCGUGGAGCAGACUCGCGAAUCCUUCAUGCAGCAGAUCAAGAUCACGCAGCAGAGCCUCAACAAGAUGGCCACGAUCGUGCUGACGCACCUCGAGGGCGUGGACAAGCAGGUGAAGCAGCGGAUGGCCGUGGCAGAAGGCCGCAUCUCCGCACAUGACAAGCGAUUACAGAAGCUGGAGCAGGAAGUGGUUUGA